AUGUAUUGUUGUACCAUUCCCACCGCAUGGCCAGGACUCUCAAGAUCUUCGAUUGGGCCGCGCCACACCAGCAGGAAGCACCCAGUGACAAGCAAAGGGUUGGCCAAGCAGAGCAUUUGCGAUUGCAGCCCAACUUCUGAGGUGAAUACGAUCAAAGCUGCAAACUUUGCCCACCUCAACGACCUCUCAUUGCUACACCUGGUACUUCGGAGGCAUUACGUGCCGAUCAGCUGUCAAGAGACGCAGGAAUUCACUAUCUCCAUCGCUUCUUUUUCUCGCUGUUUUUGUGAGGAUGUCGUGCAGUGCAGUCUGAAAUUCUUCUUCAUCAUGGACUGCCAGGUGUCGUUGAGCUUCUCAAGAGAUUGCUUUGGGACAUGA
Molecule: messenger RNA, 378 nt
Organism: Cladocopium goreaui
Lineage: Eukaryota; Dinophyceae; Suessiales; Symbiodiniaceae
Source: the annotation of a GenBank genome assembly